Molecule: messenger RNA, 1744 nt
Organism: Haliotis rufescens (red abalone)
Lineage: Eukaryota; Metazoa; Mollusca; Gastropoda; Lepetellida; Haliotidae
Product: proteasome inhibitor PI31 subunit-like
Exons: 7
Coding region: 92-910 (272 amino acids)
Biological process (GO): proteasome-mediated ubiquitin-dependent protein catabolic process
Molecular function (GO): proteasome binding; endopeptidase inhibitor activity
Source: RefSeq, a predicted model, not a curated record
GUUUACAUCUGCACAACUUGCCGAUUCAUGACAGAUAGAUUACUUGUAGAUUUCAUCAAACUGUUGUGAAAUAUCGCUUUAUUGGAGAAGGAUGACACAGGCAGGCCUCGAACUACUGUUUGACACUGUGUCGGAGCAGCUGACAUGCCCAGGGGACGCUGUCAUUUGUGUCUUGCACUGGAAUAUAGUGUCAAAUGGGUUUAAAUGCACAGGAGUUGGCGAGGAUGGGCUCCUGUCUAAAAAGACUGAGCGUUUACCCCAGGGAUGGAACAAUUCCAGAGAGCUGUACACACUCAAGUAUAACCAAACCAAGUCUAAUGAUGACUUUGUACUUAAAGUGGUGAAAAUCGAUGAGAGUCUCCUUGUACAUUUCAUGAGACGGAGAGAUGAGAAGGUGUCGAGUAUGAAUAUCCGUCUUGCAAUGUACACAAAUCAGGAUCUCACAGAUAUAGAUACAGCUUUCAAGAAUUUAGGGGAGCUUGAAAAGAACAUUACGAAAGAGAUAUUAAAAGAUUUCCUGUCUGGCACCAAGACAUCUUCCUCACAAGCAUCAGUAUCAAGGACACAGAGUAAUCAAGGGAGAUCGCCCUUGUUAGAAGAUGAUCCACUGCGAGUCCCAAGUCGUAGGCAGCCUGCCCCUCCCGACUGGAUGCCAUCAAGUGACCCAUUCGCAGUCGGGCGAUCUGACCUUGACCCUCUAGCUGGUGGGAUGGGUGGGAUGUUGAUGGACCCCCGAAGGUCGGGUGUUCCUGGGUUUGCGCCUGACCCAAAUGCUGGUCUACCAAGUAGGCUCCCACCGGGCUCUGUUCCACCAGGAGCGAGGUUCGACCCAUUUGGACCCCCUGGAGCCAGACAUGGGCCUGAUCCAGACCACAUGAAACCCCCGGGCUAUGAUGACAUGUUCAUGUGAACUGGCUUGUAAUAGAUCAUGUGACCUGGCUAGUACUGGAUAUUGUGACCUGGCUCAUUCUUGGUCAUGUGACCUGGCUAGUACUGGGUCAUGUGACCUGGCUAGUACUGGAUCAUGUGACCUGGCAAGUACUGGAUAUUGUGACCUGGCUCAUUCUGGAUCAUGUGACCUGGCUUGUACUGAAUCAUGGGACCUGGCUUGUACUGGAAUAUGUGACCUUGCUAGUACUGGAUCAUGUGACCUGGCUAGUACUGGAUAUUGUGACCUGGCUCAUUCUGGAUCAUGUGACCUUGCUAGUACUGGAUCAUGUGACCUGGCUAGUACUGGAUCAUGUGACCUGGCUGGUAAUGGAUAUUGUGACCUGGCUCAUUCUGGAUCAUGUGACCUGGCUUGUACUGAACCAUGUGACCUGGCUUGUACUGGAACAUGUGACCUGGCUAGUACUGGAUCAUGUGACCUGGCUGGUAAUGGAUAUUGUGACCUGGCUCAUUCUGGAACAUGUGACCUGGCUUGUACUGAACCAUGUGACCUGGCUUGUAUUGGAUCAUGUGACCUGGCUUGUAUUGGAUCAUGUGACCUGGCUUGUAUUGGAUCAUGUGACCUGGCAGUGAGGGACCACACACAUGUUAUAGCUGUCUGUUAUACUCUUUCUUCCAUGUCGUCAUGGUGCUUGUUUUAACUUGUAUAUAUUGUUUGUGGUCAAGCAGAUCAAGUUCAAAAUGUCAGUUAUGGAUUGGAUGUAAAGUAACCUGUAAAACUACUCUCAUGACAUGUUCUUUGUUGAUUCACAUUCUUUGGAAAUAAAACAGUUGUUUUUAGACAUAUCACCAGCCA